Molecule: messenger RNA, 280 nt
Organism: Staurois parvus
Lineage: Eukaryota; Metazoa; Chordata; Amphibia; Anura; Ranidae
Source: the annotation of a GenBank genome assembly
GUGAGCUGUGAUUGGUCACAGCUUGUCACAUGGUACAAGGCUAUUAUGAAUAGCUUUGUACCAUGUGACCUCUGUGAUCAUUCACAGAUUUCACAUGUAGUAAGCAAUGAUGUCAGAAGUGACAUCUUGCUUACUACUCUGCAUGUGAUCACCGAUUGGUCAAUCAGUGAUCACAUGAUCGGGACCUCGCACAGAGGUCCCUAGAGAUAUUAACAUUGCAAUUCUACAGCAAUAUCAACACUUCCAGGAGUAAGGUUAGCCAAACAUUAUACAAUUUUCU